This is a messenger RNA of Mustela lutreola (European mink), 7484 nucleotides long. It is a transcript of the gene SASH1, whose product is annotated as SAM and SH3 domain containing 1. NCBI's taxonomy places the organism in Eukaryota, Metazoa, Chordata, Mammalia, Carnivora, Mustelidae. The record is from RefSeq and is a predicted model, not a curated record. Gene Ontology annotation, molecular function: protein binding. The transcript has 22 exons. Bases 196 to 4389 code for a protein of 1397 amino acids.
GAAUGCUGGAGCUGUGGCAAGAGAGACUGCCUCGGGAACUGGGAGAGUUUAAGACAAAGCCCAGAGAAGUGAGGAAUCUUCUUCACCCCGUGCAUUAGGAAGAGAAGGGAGCCAUCGUGUUCAUCAGGGCACAGUUCAAAUGAAUGUGAAGGUCAAAAAUGGUCCUAUAGGCGAUUCCAUGGGCUUCAAUCUGAUAUGAGUAAUAGAAGUUCCUUGCAUGCAUCUGUCCAUCUGUCCAUCCUCAGUGCCUCCGAAUCACAAGAACCAUCCACCUUCUGUGAUGAGGACGGCUCGCUGGGAAACAUCGAUGACCUGGCACAGCAGUAUGCAGAUUAUUACAACACCUGUUUCUCCGAUGUGUGUGAGAGGAUGGAGGAGCUCCGGAAGCGGCGGGUUUCCCAGGACCUGGAAGUGGAGAAACCUGAUGCCAGCCCCACGUCACUUCAGCUGCGGUCCCAGAUCGAAGAGUCCCUUGGCUUCUGCAGCGCCGUGUCAACACCAGAGGUGGAAAGAAAGAACACUCUUCCUAAGUCGAACUCAGAAGACAGCUCUGUAGGAAAAGGAGAUUGGAAGAAGAAAAAUAAGUAUUUCUGGCAGAACUUUCGAAAGAACCAGAAAGGAAUAAUGAGACAGACUUCAAAAGAAGGACACAGAGGACCAUCAGCCGAAGGAGCCUUGGAAUGCUUGUCUGCUCUAGGAGAAGAUGUGGGCUAUGUUGCAAGCGAGAUAACAAUGAGUGACGAGGAACGGAUUCAGCUGAUGAUGAUGGUUAAGGAGAAGAUGAUCACCAUUGAGGAAGCACUCGCAAGGCUCAAGGAGUAUGAGGCCCAGCACCGGCAGUCAGCGGCCUUGGACCCUGCCGACUGGCCAGACGGUUCUUACCCAACAUUCGAUGGCUCAUCAAACUGCAAUUCAAGAGAACAAUCGGAUGAGGAGACCGAGGAGUCGGUGAAGUUUAAGAGGUUACAUAAGCUGGUCAACUCCACUCGCAGAGUGAGAAAGAAACUGAUCAGAGUGGAAGAAAUGAGAAAGCCCAGCACGGAAGGCGGGGAGGAGCACGUGUUUGAGAACUCCCCGGGCCUGGAUGAACGGUCGGCCCUUUACUCCGGAGUGCACAAGAAGCCAUUUUUCUUUGACGGCUCUCCUGAGAAGCCUCCAGAAGAUGAGUCCGACUCUCUCACCACGUCUCCAUCGUCCAGCAGCCUGGAUACCUGGGGGGCUGGCCGGAAGCUGGUCAAAACCUUCAGCAAAGGAGAGAGUCGGGGCCUGAUUAAGCCCCCGAAGAAGAUGGGGACGUUCUUCUCCUAUCCCGAAGAAGAAAAGGCCCAGAAGGUUUCCCGCUCCCUGACGGAGGGGGAGAUGAAGAAAGGGCUCGGGUCCCUGAGCCACGGGGUAAGUACCGACGGCGUCCGCCUCUGUGACAGCCACCGGCGCCGGCACCACCUUCUGGUGUCCCUGGAGGAGGUUCAGAGUGUCCGCAAGCAGAUCCGCUUGAAGAAAACGGAUACUAAUUAUUCGUGUUCCCGAGCUCUUCUCUGCCAGCGUCCCUCCAGGAGAGGAGUCCACAGCAGCACGUGCGAGCUGCAGCUGCUCCGGCAGAAACCCAAAGGGGGUGGGGGCUGCGGCGCCCCCAGCAGGCGGGCGCGCGGGCGUCCCGCGGUCAGCGAGUUCAAUAUCACCUACGUGGUGGAGCGGAGCCUGUACAGCCACCUGAACCUGACCCAGCUAGUGCGGCCGGCCUCAGACAGGACCCUGAGCAAGGCCGAGAGGCAGGACCUGAGGCGCUGCUUGCUGGAGGAGGACGAGGAGACAAAGAGGAAGUGGGCCGCCACGGUGGACCGCUGCACUAAAAGGGUUCUCUUGAGAAUCCACCAGAAGUCUAGAACCUGCAGUUUUGGAGGAUUUGACUUGACGAACCGUUCUCUACACAUUGGCAGCAACAAUUCUGACCCAAUGAGUAAAGAAGGAGAUUUUGUGUACAAGGAAGUUAUCAAAUCACCCACUGCCUCCCGCAUCUCUCUUGGGAAAAAGGUGAAAUCAGUGAAAGAGACAAUGAGGAAGAGGAUGUCUAAAAAAUAUAGCAGCUCAGUCUCUGAACAGGACUCGGGCCUCGACGGCAUGCCUGGCUCCCCUCCACCUUCACAGCCGGAUGGUGAACACAUGGACAAGCCCAAGCUCAAAGCCGGAGGGUCCGUGGAGAGUCUGCGCAGUUCUCUGAGUGGGCAAAGCUCAAUGAGUGGUCAGACAGUAAGCACCACGGAUUCCUCGACCAGCAACAGGGAGAGUGUCAAGUCGGAAGACGGUGACGACGAGGAGCCCCCCUACCGGGGCCCCUUCUGUGGGCGCGCCAGGGUACACACUGACUUCACGCCUAGUCCCUAUGACACAGACUCACUCAAGCUCAAGAAAGGAGACAUCAUCGAUAUAAUCAGCAAGCCACCCAUGGGCACCUGGAUGGGUCUGUUGAAUAACAAGGUCGGCACAUUCAAGUUCAUCUACGUAGAUGUGCUAAAUGAGGAAGAGGAGAAACCCAAGCGCCCUACCAGGAGGAGGAGGAAAGGAAGACCACCCCAGCCCAAAUCUGUGGAAGAUCUCCUGGAUCGGAUCAACCUGAAAGAGCACAUGCCCACUUUCCUGUUCAAUGGGUACGAAGACCUGGACACAUUUAAGCUCCUGGAGGAGGAGGACUUGGAUGAGUUAAAUAUCAGGGACCCGGAGCACAGGGCUGUUCUCUUGACAGCAGUGGAGCUGUUGCAGGAAUAUGACAGUAACAGCGACCAGUCAGGAUCCCAGGAGAAGCUGUUGGUGGACAGCCAGGGCCUGAGCGGAUGCUCUCCACGAGACUCAGGAUGCUACGAAAGCAGUGAGAACCUGGAACACGGCAAGAGUCGGAAGACUGGCCUUCUCUCUGUCAAGUCGUCAACGGAGUCCAGCUUAAAGUCGUUCAACAGGAAUCAGCUGGGCCACUACCCAACGCUGCCUUUAACAAAGUCGGCCGAUGCACUGAAGCAGGGGGAGGAGGGCAGGCUGGGCAGCGGCCUUUCCCCUCGCGCUUCCAAGUGCUGUGACCAGCCAUGUGGGGCUGGUCCGAACAAAAACCGAAGAAGCCUCCCUGUUUCCAUCUGUCGGAGCUGCGAGACCCUGGAGGGCCCUCAGGCUGUGGAAGCUUGGCCUCGAUCCCACUCCCUGGAUGACCUUCAAGGAGAGCCUGCUGCUGAGAAGGAUGUGCCUGGCAAGGUGACAGACCCCUGCCCUCAGACUGUACCACAAGUGCCACAAAAGACAACCCCCUUCAUCGCAAAGGUUCAAAGCCCCAAACGAGACCCUGCUGUUGACAAUGCACUGCUACUGACCCAAAGCAAGAGAUGUUCUGAACCUCAGAAGCCAGCGACUAGGAAACUGGAAGGCUCCACAGCACCCUCUCCCCGUGGCGCAUCCCCUCCUCCGUGUCUGCCCAAAACCUACGAUGCCCAACAUCCCGGAGUCAAACCCAGUUUAACAAGGAUGCCUCUUGAGGGUCACAGGAAAGGACUCGAGUUUGAAGGAACGUAUCACCCCCCGGGCACCAAAGAAGGCCUAGCUGCUGAGCAGAGGGGCCCCGAGACAAGAGCACAGGCCAAGCAUCCCGCCCAGCCUCCGCCUGUUCCUGCCAAGAAGAGCCGAGAGCGCCUGGCCAACGGACUCCACCCGAGCCCCCCUGGCCCCAAUGCCCCAAGCCUGCCUGCAAAAAAGGGCAGCCCCAGUGACUGUCACUCACCUCAGGCUUCCAGGCCUCCCUCAGGACAGGAGCCUGGCAGCCCCCUGAGCGCAAGACCACCGCCCUGGCUCUCCGAGCUCCCAGAGAGCACAAGCCUCCAGGAGCACGGCGUGAAGCUGGGCCCAGCUCUGACCAGGAAGAUCUCCUGUGCUCGGGGAGUCGAUCUGGAAAUGCUCACGGAAAACAAGUUACGAGCUGAAGGCAUCGAUCUCACUGAGGAGCCAUACUCUGAUAAGCAUGGCCGCUGUGGGAUCCCUGAAGCCCUGGUGCAGAGAUACGCCGAGGACUUAGAUCAGCCCGAGAGGGAUGUCGCCACCCACAUGGACCAGAUUCGCGUGAAGCUUCUGCGGAAGCAGCACCGCAUGGCGAUCCCAAGUGGUGGACUCACAGAAAUCUGUAGAAAGCCCCUCUCUCCCGGAUGCAUUUCAUCUGUGUCAGAUUGGCUGGUUUCCAUCGGUCUACCCAUGUACACCAGCGCCCUCACCGAAGCCGGGUUCAGCACACUGGGCCAAGUGCCUUCUCUGUCCCACAUUUGCCUUCAGGAGGCCGGCAUCACAGAGGAGAGACACAUAAGCAAGCUCAUGUCUGCAGCCAGACUCUUCAAACUGCCACCAGGCCCCGAGGCCAUGUAGCCAGGCCCAUAACGGAGCUCCCUGGACCAGAGCCACCCUUUCACUGUGCUUAUGCUAAUGCAAUUCCUCCUCCUCGGGACAGGCAGACCAGAUCCAGAAGAAAGGCCUAGUGUAUGGCCACACAGAGCAUGAAACCUUGGCACAGGACUGAUGACCCUCUCUCCUCCAGAAAAGCCCCCUCGAGGAAACUGGUGUGGUUCUCUUUGACCCCCAAAGAAAAGACAAGCACUUAUUUUUAUUUUCAGAACACAAAGGACCAGGAAGCCAACUUGCCACACAUGCUGUGCCUCCAGUCUGUCUUGGUGUGCUGGGAAGGCUGGGAGCAGAGGGAGGGGCAGCCUGUUUUGUGUCUGAGAACGCCCUUGCCCUUCUGCCUGUCGCCCUGCAGGAUACCUGAGGGCCAGACAGGCUUUAGCUAGGCCAAAGUAACAGACUCGGGAGUUCACUGUACACUAUUGACCAUGCCUGUUUGUUCAAAAGUAAGAAAAUCUGGCUGCACUAGGGAAAAAAAAAAAUCCUGUUCUCCUUUAAGUAAACAAGAGACAUUUUAAUAAUUGCUUUCUAGCAAUCAGCUUUUAUUUGCCUUAAUAUAAGCUUUGAAGCAGUUAUCCUAGUGUUCACUACCCUGUAACCAUAGUUUCCAAUCUUCAGCUUAGACUGCCAUCUAACAUAUGUGAGAUGUUUUCAGCAAAAAACAAAAAUGGGCUUUUCUAAUUGCCUCAACUCUAACAUGGCUUAUUUUGUAGGGGUGUUUAUCAGGCACAAAGUUCCUGUUGGCUUUCAGUUUUUACACUAACUACAAAUCCAGUAAAAAGCUAUCUGAAAUUCAGAGAUGGGGUGUGUACAUGAGUGUGUGUGCACAUGUGGGUGAGCGUGUGUGUGUGUGUGUGUGUGUGUGUGUGUGUGUAUAGCAACUACCUUCACUUUAAUCAGUUUAGUUUUGUUUACCACGUUGGUCAUUGUGCUGCAGUAUUGACUUGGACUCCUGACCACGCCCAUCCCCAAAUCAGCUAACAGAUCAGCUUUGUAAAGUCAUUGGAAGGUUGACUAUUUCAGAAAGAUGUUUUUAAAAAGGGAAGCAGUUUGUAAGCUAUUUAAAAAAAAUUUUUCUUUCAUAACUCAGAUACCAUUUUCCUUCCUUAUUGAGAAUAUUCUUUUAAUUCGGAUAAAAGUUCACUUUGGAGCCAGAUAAACCACGUUAACUACGUAUUAGGUAUUUGCAUAUUUUCAAUUGUUUUCCAACUGAUUGUAGCAUUUUCCAUCCUUUUUUAGUGUGGUGUCUGAUUUUUCUAGCACACAGAAAUUCAGGCAACUAAAUUAAGGUUUCUGUUGCUUACUAAAUGAAUUUCCUUUACAUUCUUAAUCAUGAGAACUAUUUUAAGCACUGAAUGUGAUCAUUUACAAUAGAAACACUUUGAACACAAAGCCUUGAUCAAAAGCUCUUAAACAUUUCAUCUGCUCAUUAAAACGAUUUCCCUCAGGGGGGUUAAAAGUGAUUUCAUUUACAAAGCCGUCUUCAGCAUUUGCUCUCUGUACUUGGAUCCAUGUUUCUGAGGAAAAGGAGAUGUUCUCAGGUGAUAAAUUUUUUCAUGCUUUGGUACACAUUUAAAAAAUAUAGGUCUCUUCGAUAAUAAUCACCUUCUAGAAGAUGCCAUGUGAAGAAGUUGUGGAAAUGCAGACUAAAAAGCUCAAGCUGCCCAUUUUCUACUGAAAUCUUAAGAACAGCCCGUAUUACCACCUUGGGUUGUGCGCACAGCCCCCGCGGAACGGAACUGGGUUGCAGGCUACCUGUGACCAUGCCGGAGAUGCGUCUCUCUUGCUGGGACGGACGUGGGUGUGAGGACAUGCGCUCCUCCCCCAGCUGCCCAGUGCCUUGGCCGGACAUUCUGUGAUCCUACUCAUCAUUUAAGCUGACUGCACCCAAGUCCCGAAGUUGACCACAAAGGAGGAGAAAUCUGUGAAAUUUCCCAGCUAGUUCAUUUGCAGUGUAAGAUUUUCAUGUCAGUAAAAGUGGCACCAGAAAAUAGAGGAGUUUUUUGAGAAUGCCAAACCAUAUUUUUGUCACUCUUCUUUGGAAGUCAUUGCCUUUGCAUAGAAAAAUCAAAUUCAGGGACCAUGAAUGAUUUUCAGUGGGAAGAUCUUCCUAAUAGGGGGUCUGAUAAGGUUUUUACUUUAUUGUGCUUUAAAAAAUUUUUAAAGAACCUUUUUUUUUAAUUGUUAGUGUUUGUUUGGACUUCGCUUUAAACAUUUAAUUUGAUCCUAGAAAAUCCUGAAUGUGUGUGUGUGACUUUUAAUGAAGGUGGUUUAGGGGCCACCUGUCAGAAGACAGGUGUGAGGCAUCAGCAAUAUCUUGUUUUAAUCAGUUGCACUUGGUACAGAAUGUUGAGGAAGGGUGAAAAGUGUAAUCUUUGGAAAGCACAAAAGAAACCUAGAAAGGCAGUUUGGCUCAGGUAGCUACACAUCCGUUGUGUGUAAUUUUUAAAGCUGUCUAGAAGAAAUUCAGCCAACCCCAACCACUAUUUACAUUCCCAGAUAACCAAGAAGCAGAUAGAUUUUCAUGGCCUUCCGUAGCAGCCCUAUUCUCUGUCCUGAUCCCUUGUGUGGGUGAAUUUGGAAGUUACUAGUCUAUGGCAAACCAGUUCCUGACAUAGCAAAAUUUGCUUUCAUAACUGCAGCAAAAGAAAUCAGUUCAAGUCAAUGCUGCAUGUAUGUACUGUAUUAUUUUCACAAAAUAUAAUAGUCUGAGUCCGAGUUAUCUUGAUUUUAAAUUGAUAGAGAAAACAAACUGUCAAGCAAGUUAUAUAACAACUAACAACAUUGCACUUUCUGUAUAUGAAAUCAAUAUUUAAAUAACUUAUUUUUCUCCAUUGCUGUUCUUAAACAUUGUAAGUAGCUGUAAUAUACCAGUCCCAAUAUGUCCUUGCGAUUGCUUCAGCCCAGGAAAGCUGUGUAUUGUUUUAAAAAUUGUAAAAAUUGUGACGAUUCAUUUAGCAAAGAGAAAGGUGGACAGAAGGGUUUUCCUAUGUAUCAAAACUUGUCUAUAAUUAUGUCAUCUAUGUACCUAGAAAAAAAAUAAAUUUCUUCAGUUGACUAUG